Messenger RNA from Mauremys mutica (yellowpond turtle), 959 nucleotides. RefSeq names its product calneuron 1 (gene CALN1). Gene Ontology annotation, molecular function: calcium ion binding. The transcript is spliced from 6 exons. NCBI's taxonomy places the organism in Eukaryota, Metazoa, Chordata, Testudines, Geoemydidae. Bases 287 to 943 code for a protein of 218 amino acids. The record is from RefSeq and is a predicted model, not a curated record.
GGGAGAGGGAGCCCUGACGGCCCCGGGGCGCACCUGUCCCCCUGCCGGGGAUUGACCCCCAGCCUCGCCCCGCCCCGGGGCGCCGGAACCCCGCCAACGCCGCCGGGUGCCGCGGGGGCUGCAUGUUUCCUACCCGCGGUGUGCGUGACCGGAGAUUUCUCGGCUUGGGCGGAGAGACAUAAACCACCAACGCCCCCCCCCCCCGGCCAGCAGCGACCUGGCGGGGGGCAGAGGGAGCCGGGGGGAGAACGUGUAGCGGCCGAGGCGCCUGCCGGAAAGGGAGAAGAUGCCAUUCCACCAUGUAACGGCUGGCCUGUUAUACAAGGGGAACUACCUGAAUCGAUCGCUCUCUGCUGGCAGUGACAGUGAACAGCUAGCCAAUAUCUCUGUGGAGGAAUUGGAUGAAAUCCGUGAAGCCUUUCGGGUGCUGGACAGGGACGGGAAUGGCUUUAUCUCCAAGCAGGAGCUGGGCAUGGCUAUGCGUUCUUUGGGAUACAUGCCUAGUGAGGUGGAAUUGGCAAUUAUCAUGCAGCGCCUUGAUAUGGAUGGGGAUGGCCAGGUUGAUUUUGAUGAAUUUAUGACCAUUCUUGGACCUAAGCUGGUAUCUUCAGAAGGGAGAGAUGGUUUUCUUGGAAAUACAAUAGACAGCAUAUUCUGGCAGUUUGACAUGCAAAGGAUAACGCUGGAAGAGCUCAAACAUAUUCUGUAUCAUGCAUUCCAGGACCAUUUAACAAUGAAGGACAUUGAAAACAUCAUCAUCAACGAGGAGGAGAGUUUAAAUGAAAACUCUGGCAACUGCCAACCAGAGUUUGAAGUUCACUCCCAGAAACAGAACAGACAGACCUGUGUACGGAAGAGCCUUAUAUGUGCAUUUGCCAUGGCCUUUAUUAUAAGCGUCAUGUUGAUUGCAGCCAACCAGAUCCUCCGGAGCGGCAUGGAAUAGCCUUUCACCAUAACAC